AUGCGCAGCAUCAGACAUGUCUCGCAGGCGAACAGCUGGGAACAGCUCAGCCCGAGUGGCACGGUGCCGUCCUCACGCAAUUCCCACACUGCUGUGUGGAGUUCGGCUGCGAACGGCUUCUACGUGUUCGGUGGGUACAAUGGCGCGGGCCCUGAGAGCGUCUUUCUCAACGACUUGUGGUUCUAUGCGCGUCAGGAAACUUUCCACGAAGAGAUGCACAGCAUCAGACAUGUCUCGCAGGCGAACAGCUGGGAACAGCUCAGCCCGAGUGGCACGGCGCCAUCCAUUCGGUAUGAGCCCAGGGCGGUGUGGAGCCCGGCGGCCGACGGAUUCUACACGUUCGGUGGCUUUGAUGCCGGCGUCGGCCGAGUCCUGAGAGCACGUCAGCACGUCAGCAGGCUGCGAUGCGGUGUGGCCGGGGUUACUGACGAGGAUAUCGCAACGACGUAUGGUUCUACGACCGUCAGGCCAGCGAGGGCCAUCGCGAGCUUAAGAGGUGCUUUUUUCGUUGAAGACGUUGAAGCAAUUUUCCGCGAAGAGAUGCGCAGCAUCAGACAUGUCUCGCAGGCGAACAGCUGGCAGGCGGACGGAUUCUACGUGUUCGGCGGGAGUCCUGAUG
Symbiodinium necroappetens is the source of this 619-nucleotide messenger RNA. The record is from the annotation of a GenBank genome assembly. Lineage: Eukaryota; Dinophyceae; Suessiales; Symbiodiniaceae.